This is a messenger RNA of Entrophospora candida, 957 nucleotides long. Lineage: Eukaryota; Fungi; Glomeromycota; Glomeromycetes; Entrophosporales; Entrophosporaceae. The record is from the annotation of a GenBank genome assembly.
AUGAGACCAAUAUUACUACAAGGACACACUCGUUCUCUUACUCAAAUAAAAUAUAACAAAGAAGGUGAUCUAUUGUUCAGCGUAUCCAAAGAUCAUGUUGUUAAUGCAUGGUUUUCUCAUAAUGGUGAACGGUUAGGAACUUAUAACGGUCACGUUGGUGCAAUUUGGUCUGUUGACGUUAAUUCUACCAAUACACUUCUUUUAACAGGAUCAGCAGAUAACACUGCAAAACUUUGGGACGUUCAAACUGGAAAAUGUUUACAUACAUGGGAAUUUAAAACAGCUGUUAAAUGUGUAGCGUUUUCAGAAGAUGAUGCUAUGGCACUUGCUAUAACUGAACAAAGAAUGGGAUAUUCUGGAUCGAUUGUAAUUUUAGCAAUUGUUAAUGAUGUUGAAGCAAAACAAUCUGACGAACCAAUUAAAAUCAUAAAUCCUGAAGGAUCAAAGGCGAUGGCGGCAACUUGGGGAUAUCUUAAUAGAUAUAUAAUAACUGGUCAUGAAAAUGGUGCCGUUUCUCAAUAUGAUUGGAAGACUGGCGAACAAUUAAAAACAGUUCAUCCACACACAGCCGAAAUAACCGAUCUUCAGAUGUCAAAUGAUCGCACUUAUUUCAUCACAUCGUCCAAAGACAAAUCAGCACAAAUUUUUGAAUCAAAUACACUAAGUCCUUUAAAAAAAUAUUCCACCGAUGUACCGCUUAACUCUGCAGCAAUAACACCUGUUCAAGAAUUUGUUAUUCUUGGUGGUGGACAAGAUGCCAUGCAAGUUACUACAACCACCUUGAGGCAAGGAAAAUUCGAAUGUAGAUUUUGGCAUAAAAUCCUAGAAGAAGAAGUUGGAAGGGUGAAAGGUCAUUUUGGACCUAUUAAUACUAUUGCUGUACAUCCAGACGGGAAAAGUUUUUCAUCAGGCGGUGAAGAUGCGCCUCCAUUAUCACUACCGAAUUACCACGAAUGA